This is a messenger RNA of Moesziomyces antarcticus, 7224 nucleotides long. RefSeq names its product patatin-domain-containing protein. Gene Ontology annotation, cellular component: endoplasmic reticulum. The transcript is spliced from 3 exons. Lineage: Eukaryota; Fungi; Basidiomycota; Ustilaginomycetes; Ustilaginales; Ustilaginaceae. The record is from RefSeq and is a predicted model, not a curated record. Gene Ontology annotation, biological process: phosphatidylcholine metabolic process. Gene Ontology annotation, molecular function: phosphatidylcholine lysophospholipase A1 activity. Bases 1 to 7224 code for a protein of 2407 amino acids.
AUGGAAGGCUGUGCAGCCAUCAUCCUCUCUUCCACCAUCCUUCUUGCCUCUCGUCGAGCUCGGUGUUCUGCUGCUGCAAAUAUCAAAGCAGCCACGGACAGCGCCAUGUCGCAGGCGCCCAUCGCCGCCUCGUCCUCGUCGCUGGCGUCCAUAGCCACCGAUGCGGCCUCCAUGUCCAGCACGGCGGCCGAAACGGUAGCAGCCACCGCUGCCGCAGCCGCUUCGUACGCCGACGACCGCAAUCCGCUCAUCGCACUCAUCGAUGGCCUGCUCCGUGUGACGCUCGCCUCGCUCAAUCUCAUCCGCAUCUUGGCCACAUUCUCGACGAUCACCGUGCCCAGCCUCGUCUACACCAUCUUGCACUACAGCCUCACGCUCCAGCUCAACUUUCCCUCGCUCGCCCUCCUCUUCCUCACAUCGCUUGUAUCCGCCUUUAUCUGGCUUCGCUACAGGCACUUGAACAAGUACGAGCGGCUGCGCGAAGUGCCACUCACCCGAGAUGAGGGCUUCAAUCUCAAUCCCGACGUCGCUUCGGCUGGCACAGACAACGAUCGAGGCAGCUUCCACAACUACCUCGACGACUUUCUCCAGGCCAUCCGCAUCUUUGGCUUUCUUGAGAAGCCCGUCUUCCACGAGCUCGCACGCCACAUGCAGACGCGCAGGCUCGUGGCAGGCGACAGCCUUUCGCUCGACACCGACUGCUCCUUCUACAUCGUCAUCGAUGGCCAUGUCCAGGUGUAUGCGCCCCUUCCUUCCGCCACCGCGAGCGCUGUAGGCCAGGACUCGGUCGAAGACGAGGACGACAACGGAUACCAGCUGCUCAACGAGGUCGAGAGCGGCGGCACCCUCAGCAGUCUCUUCACCAUCCUCAGCCUCUUUACCGAGGACGUCAAGUUAUCCUUUGGCCACGAGCACGACAUGCACUCGGCACCGCACAAUCUGGGUCCGAGUCCCAUGGAUCGUCACUUUAGCUUCGGCUCUACAGCGCACUCCACGCGCAUGGGCAGAGGCACUGGGAGCGCAGACGGCUCGACUGCCCCAACAUCGCCCUACGCCUCGGCUUUCAACGCCCCUUCUCAGACGACGGCACAGCUCCAACUCAACGCUGCCGCACUGCGCAAUGUCCCCAACGCCCUGUCCACCGAGGGAGCCGUCGAGCGUCUUGGCGCUUCUGCGGUACGUGCUGGUGCCAGGCCGACUCACGCAAGAACUGGGUCAUCCGGCACGGGCUCCGUCACCGUCCAGGACGGCGACAACAGCACCGUCAUGGACGCCGCAGAGCAUCAUGACGACAGCGGAACAAACUCCCUUGGGCAUGCUCCAGACCUUCAGAUGCCACCUGCCCAGGCCUCCGCGCCCUUCUCUCAUUUCGCCCCUGGCUACACGGCUUCGCCUGCAGGCACUCCCCUGCCAAAUCUGCCAAGCUCUACCCAGUCCCCAUACUUCCGCGGACGCGCUGCCUCGGUUCAGGGCAUGCAUGACCCACACAUCGGUCCUCACACCCCUGGGUCCAUCCUCAGCGCCAUGAGCAGCGCACACGGCCACCUCGGCCGUGGCGCCGAAGCCUUCCACCACCAAGGCGCAGGUACGGUGGCGCGUGCCACCGUCGACACCACCCUCGCCGUCAUCCCGGCAGAGGCAUUCAAGCGCCUCACCAAAAAGUUCCCCAACGCGGCGGCGCACAUCGUACAGGUCAUCCUCGCUCGCCUCUCGCGCGUCACCUUCCACACGGCGCACAAGUAUCUUGGGCUCACCAAGGAGGUCAUGCGUACAGAAAAGUCGAUCAACGAUCUCGCAUGCUUCCCGCUGCCUUCCGAGUUUUACGAAAAGGGCGGCAUGGACAGGCUGCGCCAACGCUUCCUCCCCCAGCCUACCUCGCAUCGCGAGUCUUCGUCCGCCCUCAACGACGACGACUACUUCCGCAACUUUCAGGAGUGGACCACGGGUGCACAACGUAGCAGCACGCCCGUGCCAGGCGAACGCCGCUCUGCCGAUGACACCAGCGUGCCCAAGGUCAGGAUUGCAGAACCAGCAGGCUCGGACACUAGCCCCAAGCAGCAGAACAGGAAGGCUGCGCCUCCGCGCAUCUCGACGGCCAAGACUCCUUGGGGCCAUCCCGAUCCGGCCUUAAAGACACCUUUGGCCCGAACCACGGUCGGCCCGGGCGAUCUGCUCAGCAUGGCCAGCCUCAGUUCGGAUGGCUGGUAUACCGGCGGCUUUGAUAUUCACUCUGCCCAGCCCACGCCUCGCGCAAAGCCGCGCUCCGUCUCCAAGCUCGACCCGUUCCACGGCCCGCUGCCGCAUCCUAUGGACGACUCGCACAGCGGCACCAGUCCCCGCUCCGGCUCUUCACGUUCCGGCAACUAUGGCAACUCGCACAAUACAGACGAGGGCGAGGGAGACCAUCCCUUCUCCUCCAUCGGUCUGUCGCACUUUGACAUCAAGAGCGAGGUCAUGGACUGCAUCGCCAAGAGUAUCGGCCUUGCCCAGGCCGCCGUGUCUCCCAUCGCGGCCAGCUACCAGGCAAGCCCGCACAUCAGUGCGCAGGACGCGCUGCUGCAACGCUCCGUGUUCAAGUCGGCCUUCAGCUCGCUCAGCAUGCUCGACGCAGCAAUGGCAGAGGAGGAGUCGAGCAUCACGGGAACCAACAGCUCCAUGGCCGGCCACGGCCAGUCCGGAUUCCAUCCGUCCGACUUUGAGAACGAGGUCGAGAUCAAGUUCUUCCCCGCCGGCAGCACGUUAGUGAAAGCAGGCGAGAGUCGCGCCGGACUCUUUUACGUCAUCGAUGGCUUCUUGGACGUGCUGCUUCCCGCCGAAGCCAACGAGCUCGACGAGGACGAUCGCAAGGCUCCAAAGGGCAAGCCUGGUCGCGCGGGCCGAAGCGGUAGCGGUGGCAAGAGCUCUGCAAAGGCCGAUGCGCACCGCAAAGCUCCCUCCACCUCGUCGCUGCGCACUGGACAGAAUGACGAUGCUGCUUCGUGGGACGUCACGCCGCAGAGCUCGCGCAGGGGCACGGACGCAGAUCGCGCGAGUGGCGUCGGUGAAUCCGCCACGUCGUCGCUGCAUCGGCCUCCCGUUCGGGAAGGCUCGUCGUCAUCUUCGUCGUACGGUGCGAUGAGCGGCAUGCGACGACGCCCGACUGACUCGACGAAAGUCGGCAAUGCCCUCGACGGGACUGGCGGAGGUGCCAACGCCAGCUUGCGCAAGCCGCAGCCGGCAGCGACUGCAACUGCGACGGGCGUGCGCACGCAGACGAAAGCGUACGCCGACAUCUCAGGGUCGUCUCGGCCUCCGCUGCAGCAGGCGCCCCGCCACAAUGCCCAGCAGCAAAACGGGCAGCGCACCAAGGACGGCAAGCGUUCCAUCUUUUCCGUGGGCCGGGGUGGCAUUGCGGGCUACCUCUCGAGCUUGUUGGGCACAGCGAGCUACGUGGACAUCGCGGCCAAGACGGACGUGUACGUGGGCUUUCUGCCAGCGCAUGCGCUGGAGCGCAUCAUGGAGCGGCGGCCGAUUGUGCUGCUGACGCUGUGCAAGCGGCUGCUGAGCCUGCUGCCGCCGCUGAUCCUGCACAUUGACUCGUCGCUCGACUGGCAGCAGGUGAAUGCGGGCCAGGUGAUCUAUCGCGAGGACGACGCGUCGGACAGCUUCUUCAUCGUGAUCAACGGCCGACUGCGCGCGAUCACCGAAAAGGGCAACGGGAUCGAGGUGCACAACGAGUACGGCCAGGGCGACAGCGUGGGCGAGCUCGACGUGAUCACCAACUCGCGCCGGCGCACGACGCUGCAUGCGAUCCGCGACUCGGAGCUGGCGAGGAUGCCGUCGACGCUGUUCAACGCCAUCUCGGUGCGCCAUCCGGCCAUCACGAUCCAGAUCUCGCGCAUCAUCGCGCGCCGCGUGCGCGCCGAGCUGGUGCGCAGCAAGCAGGAGGGCGCGGCGCUCGGCGCGCCCAUCCCUGGCCUGCCCGAUCUGGGCCGCAACAAUCUCAACCUCAAGACGGUGGCGAUUGUGCCCGUGACGCGGCAGGUGCCGGUGAUGGACUUUGCGGCCAAGCUGCAGGCGGCGUUUGACGACACGAUUGGCGGGCGCGCGAUCUUUCUGGACCAGAGCAGCGUGAUGGGCGUGCUGGGCCGGCAUGCGUUCAGCCGGAUGGGCAAGCUCAAGCUGGCGGGGUGGCUUGCGGAUCUGGAGCAAAAGUACCGCAUGGUGGUGUACGUGGUGGACACGCCGGUGUCGUCGGCGUGGUCGCAGACGUCGAUCCGGCAGGCGGACUGCGUGCUCAUGGUCGGGUAUGGCGACGAGCCGGCGAUGGGCGAGUACGAGCGGCUGCUGCUGAGCGUCAAGACGACGGCGCGCAAGGAGCUGGUGCUGCUGCAUCCGGAGCGCAGCGUGCCGCCGGGCUCGACGCGCGAGUGGCUCAAGAACCGGCCGUGGGUGCAUGCGCACCACCACGUCGAGAUGGCGGGGCUCGCCGGCUCGCAGAGCGCUGCCGCCAUGGCGACGGGCGGCGACCCCAAGGCGGUCAAGGCGCUGCGCAAUCUCAAGCAGAAGCUCGAGACGUCGCUGCAGCGGUAUCGCAAGACCAAGACGCCGCUCUCUGCGUCCGGACGGCCGCACCACGCGUCCGACUUUGCGCGGCUGGCGCGCAGGUUGUGUGGCAAGAGCAUCGGGCUGGUGCUGGGCGGAGGUGGUGCGCGCGGGUGUGCGCAUCUGGGCGUGAUCCGGGCGCUGGAGGAGCGCAGCAUCCCGAUCGACAUGGUGGGCGGUACGUCGAUCGGAUCGCUCGUGGGCGGACUGUACGCGCGCGAGGCCGAGAUGGUGUCGACGUUCGGACGGGCCAAGCGGUUCGCGGGCCGGAUGGCGUCGCUGUGGCGCUUUGCGUCGGACCUCACGUAUCCCGUAGUGUCGUACACGACCGGCCACGAGUUCAACCGCGGCGUGUUCAAGGCGAUCCAGGAGACGCACAUCGAGGACAUGUGGAUCCCGUUUUUCUGCAACACCACCAACAUCACCUGGUCGCGCAUGGAGGUGCAUACGAGCGGCUAUGCGUGGCGCUACAUCCGCGGCUCCAUGACGCUCGCGGGGCUCAUCCCGCCGCUGGUGGACGAGGGCAACAUGCUGGUGGACGGCGGUUAUGUGGAUAAUCUGCCCGUGACUGUGAUGCUGGCCAUGGGAGCGCGCUCGGUGUUUGCGGUCGAUGUGGGGUCGAUCGACGAUACGAGCCCGCGCGCGUACGGCGACACGCUGUCCGGAUGGUGGGUGCUGCUGAAUCGGUGGAAUCCGUGGUCGGACGCAGGCAAGAUUCCGUCGAUCCCGGACAUCCAGGGCCGACUGACGUACGUGUCGUCGGUUAAGACGCUCGAGGAGGCCAAGAAGGUCAACGGCUGCUUCUACAUGCGCAUGCCCGUCGAGGAGUACGGCACGCUGGCAUUUGGCCGAUUCGACCAGAUCUACGAAAAGGGCUACCGCGCGGCGGUCGACAUGCUCGAUGGAUGGGACGCCGAGGGCAAGCUGCCGUCGAGCAUGGAGCGCGACGAGUCUUAUGAUGAGGAGGACGAGGAGUGGGACGAGUUCGAGGACGAGGUGGGGCCCGGCGGCGCUGCCGUGUCGUCCAGAUGGGUCGACCGCAGCAUCUUCAAUGAAAAGAGGGAGCGGCAACUUGCAGCUGUGCGGUUGGAUCGGGUGGGGCAGCAGCGGUGCCUCAAAAUUGACACGUCGACGCGCACAGCCCGUGCGCUCAUCCAACACCCCGCCGCGGCGAUCCGAGACACAUGCUGCUUGGCGUUCACCCGCAACUUCCCAAUCUGCAACCAACAGCUUCUUCAGCAUCUCUCGUCCACGCGGCUCGCUGACUCGGAGGACAACUCUGCUGGGCAAAUGGGAGCAGCGUGCUGUGCAGGAGCGGCUAUGGCCGGUGGGGCCGGUCCAACGUCACUGGUCGACGGCACGAUAUGGGGGUUUGUAUCGGCGCUGCCAAUUGCGCUGUACCACUACUAUCCGCACGUUGCACUCGCACUCGUCACCCUUCUCGCGGUGGGGGCGUCGACGCUAUAUCUGGCGGUGGUGUGGUUGACGCCGGUGACCAAGACGAGUUCGCGCUCGGAGCUGUCGUACGUCUCGCCCGCUUCUGCAGCGCCACAACCCCUACCUUCGCUGCUAGACGAUGUCGAGCAGGUACAGUUGAGUGUGGUGGUUCCGGCGUACAACGAGCGCGAACGACUACCCAUCAUGCUGCGCGAGACCGUCGAGUUUCUCGAAUCCCUCCGCCGCCAAAAGCGCAGCCUGGUACAGGGUUUGGACGAAGCAGACACCAUCGCAGCAAGUGCGGGGGAGGAGCAUAAAGAUGCAAAGACGGUACGAAAGGCACUGUACGAGCCGUUGGAGACGUACGAGAUUGUACUGGUGGAUGAUGGGAGUCAGGAUGGGACGCACGAGGUAGCGCUCGAGUUUGGACGCGAGCACGCGGUGGAUGUGCGCGUGGUUCGGCUCGUCAAGAAUCGCGGCAAGGGCGGAGCGGUUCGGCAUGGCGUGCUGCACUCGCGCGGGUCGCUGGUGCUCUUCGCCGACGCCGAUGGGGCGACGAGGUUCGGGGACGUGUCGACGCUAUCGCGCGCGCUCGCACAGAUCCUUACCGCGCGCGGACACGCCAUGGUGGUGGGGAGCCGCGCGCAUAUGGUCAAAUCCGACGCAGUCGUCAAGCGAUCCCGACUCCGCAAUCUGCUCAUGCACUCGUUCCACCUCCUCCUCACGCUCCUCCUACGUCCACCAACACCUUCCUCGCUCAUCCCGGCAUUUCUGCGAACCAAGACGAGGUGUGCAAGCGGCGAGCAAAGGCAAAGGCUACCUGUCCAGCCCGAGAUCAAGGAUACGCAGUGUGGGUUCAAGCUGUUUACGCGGCCAACGGCGAAGCUGGUGUUUCCGGCUUCGCAUAUCGACGGAUGGAUCUUUGAUGUGGAGCUUAUCUUGCUCGCCCAGGCCGCCUCGAACCUCGCCAUGCAGACAAAACCACCUUCCAUCCCAACCCAGCAGCAAGGCCAAGGCAAAGGCGAGUGGAGGGGGCUGGAGGGUCUGGCACUGCCGAUUGCCGAGGUGGCAGUGCACUGGCACGAGGUGGGCGGCUCCAAGAUCGCGCUGCUCACCGACUCGGUGCGCAUGGCAUUGGACCUGGUCGUCAUCCGGGCGAACUACGGGCUGCGCAGGUGGCAGCCUCCUCCUCCCGCGCUCUAA